This is a messenger RNA of Dentiscutata heterogama, 234 nucleotides long. The record is from the annotation of a GenBank genome assembly. NCBI's taxonomy places the organism in Eukaryota, Fungi, Glomeromycota, Glomeromycetes, Diversisporales, Gigasporaceae.
CCAACCCUUAUCAAAUUGUUUUGAUCCUUCAUUAGUAACAAACGUAGUGCCUUCAUCUAGUCAAUCUUCACAACUGACUAUAUUACUUUCGCCAAUGACUAUCCAACCUAAUCAUUCACAUUACACCCUUAUAAAUUUUGACCAGUCAAUGUCAGAAAAUAAAAUGCUUAAUAAUAAAGUUGAAUUACUAAAAAUUCAGUUAACAGCUACCCAAGAAGAAUUAGAAAACUACAA